AUGGCGGCGGCGCUCGCCUCCUCCCGCUGCUGCUGCAGCCGCCCGUCGCUGCCGCCCCUACCGACCCGCGGCCGCCGCUCCGUCGCCCGCUGCGCGCUCUCUGGAGGGGAGAAAAGAAACUCCUUCAGCUGGAAAGAGUGUGCAGUUUCUGUUGCAUUAUCAGUUGGACUAAUCACCGGUGCACCAACUUUUGGGCCACUGGCGUAUGCUUCUCCUCUUGAACCUGUUCUUCCAGAUUUGUCUGUUCUUAUCUCUGGACCUCCCAUUAAAGAUCCAGGUGCUUUAUUGAGAUAUGCUUUACCAAUAGAUAAUAAAGCUAUUCGUGAAGUUCAAAAGCCACUGGAGGAUAUCACCAACAGCCUCAAGGUUGCUGGUGUUAGAGCUUUGGAUUCAGUUGAAAGAAAUAUUAAGCAAGCAUCAAGAGCACUGAACAAUGGGAGAAGCUUAAUUCUUGCUGGUCUUGCUGAACCAAAAAGAGCAAAUGGAGAAGAGUUAUUGAAUAAGUUGGCUGUUGGACUUGAGGAGCUUCAAAGAAUUGUGGAGGACAGAAAUAGGGAUGCAGUAGCUCCAAAGCAGAAAGAGCUUCUCCAGUAUGUUGGAACUGUAGAAGAAGACAUGGUUGAUGGCUUUCCGUAUGAAAUACCAGAAGAGUACAGAACCAUGCCUCUUCUCAAAGGAAGAGCUACCGUGGAUAUGAAGGUUAAAAUUAAGGACAAUCCCAACAUAGAAGAUUGUGUAUUUCGGAUAGUUCUGGAUGGAUAUAAUGCUCCUGUGACUGCUGGGAACUUCGUAGAUCUGGUCGAACGGAAAUUCUAUGAUGGCAUGGAAAUCCAAAGAGCUGAUGGCUUUGUUGUUCAAACUGGAGAUCCAGAAGGACCAGCUGAGGGUUUUAUCGAUCCCAGCACUGGCAAAAUUCGUACAGUACCUCUUGAAAUAAUGGUUGAUGGUGAUAAGGCUCCUGUAUAUGGUGAAACACUUGAAGAACUUGGCCGCUACAAGGCUCAAACAAAGCUUCCUUUUAACGCUUUUGGAACAAUGGCUAUGGCUAGAGAAGAAUUUGAUGACAAUUCUGCUUCUAGUCAAGUAUUUUGGCUCUUGAAAGAGAGUGAGCUAACACCAAGCAAUGCCAAUAUAUUGGAUGGGCGCUUGCUUUGGCACUCGGCUCCUCCAACGGAAGGAAUGGAACCAGAAGAUGACGACGAUAUCCCGCACGAGUUUGACAAGACAAAUUGGUCCGAUGCAAAUACAUUUAUGUUCUCUUGUCUUGCUGUUGAUGAAAUGAGAAAGGGCAAUUCAAGUAAGGGGACAAUGACAAGGAGAGAUUAUGAUAAUUUGAGAGAUUUGUAUGAGCAACAGACUUGCCUAAAGCAUGAUCUUAGAUGUAUGAAGAAUAGAUUCAGCCAGCUCAAGGCCAUGUACAGUUCCUACAAGUGGGAACAACUACAAACAGGUGUUGGCUGCCAAGAAAAAGGAGGGAUAGAUGCACCUCUAUCUUGGUGGGAUAGGCAUACUAGGAAGAAGCCAGAGUGUAGGAAAUUCAUGUAUGGGUUGCCUAGAUUCUUUCCUCAGAUGGUUGAGCUCUUCCAGAACACUGUUGUUGAUGGCUCAACUGCCACCAUUCCUGGGCUGUCAUGCCAUGACCAAGACAGAGGGAUAGAUGAGGAUGAUGAAGAUGGUGCUGCUACUCUAGACGACUGUGGCUUACAGCCCAGUUCACCAAGUAUCACAAACAACCGCAAGAGGGCAAGCAGCACAACUGACACAUCAUCUAGUCCUAGCAAGAACAAAAAAGUUCCAGUGAAUGUUAUCAUGCAGGGGCUGGUCACUCAAUUGGAGAUUGCUGCUGAGAAUGAAGUCAAUGCAUUGGUGCGAAUAGCACAGAGCAAGAGAGGGGAAGCUACAAAAGCAAAGCAAGCUAGAGCUGAUGAUGUUGCUAGGUGCCUCAAUUUGGCUAUUGAGGCUAGGGCAGACAAAGCUUCAAAUGAAUACUUUGAUGCUACCAUGCUAUUUAGAAGGGCUGCUGCUGCUGCCCAAGUAUUUUUGUUCAUGUCAACAUUCAAUGCUCUUUUAACAUCUAUUUCUUUUGAUGACCAGGGUGCAUAUGAAGUGGGAUUUGCUGCUGGAGUGGAUGCUAGUGUAGGGGCUGAUGUUGAUGCUGGUGUAGGGGAUGCUACAGGAGGGGCUGAUGUUGAUGCUGGUGUAGGGGUUGCUGUAGGAUGGGCUGAUGUUGAUGCUGGUGUAGGGGUUGCUGCAGGAGGGGCUGAUGUUGAUGCUGGUGUAGGGACUGCUGUAGGAGGAGAUGCUACUAGACUUUCUAAUGAUGAUUGGUGGAGUACUACUGAUGAUGGUUCCCCUACUGAAGACUUAGAUGACAAGUGGAUGACUAAUGAUGAUUGGCAGAUGUUGAUGGUGAAGGGGACUUCACUAAUGAUGAGGAAGCAGUUUUGCUGA
This is a messenger RNA of Miscanthus lutarioriparius, 2451 nucleotides long. The record is from the annotation of a GenBank genome assembly. Lineage: Eukaryota; Viridiplantae; Streptophyta; Magnoliopsida; Poales; Poaceae.